GAAAAAAAUAUUCUCAGAAAGCUAAUUUAUUUUGGCUUUCAAAUUGUGAGGUGGGUAAUAGGAAUAAUGGCUGUAGCUAGGGAAUAUGUGGAAAAAAUUAGGCACAAAGAUUAGGCACAAACCAGCUAAUUUACAAAAUGUACAUUACUAGCAGAUCAUUUAACUGGCAUCUUGGUUAUUUAGCCUACCUGCAAACCCACCCAGGAUGUGAUUGCUAUACUGAGAGAAAUAUCUAGGAGGAUAUUUUAAUGUACUCAACUUCCUCAUCUUUGAAGUCCUUUAAUUUAGCUAAAAAACAAAACAAACAAAAAAACCUCCAAAAUUGUCAGCUGUGUUGGUGAUAAUGAUCUUGCCACUCAUUUCACCUUAACUAGUGCUUUCUUAUUUGCUUAAUUGAAAACUGUGCUGAUCUUUGGUGUCUUGAGUAAUGGGGGCCUCCUAAGUACAAAGAGGGCUCUUCAACAGCAAUUUCAGCUGCAGUUUUAUCUGCCAAUGUUCUGUAAUUUUCUGUCCUUUAGUUUUAUUGCCAUCCUGUAACUUCUAGGUAUUGAAUAUCCUGGCACUGACCUUAUUUUUUCCAGAUUAACUUGAAUUACUGUCAGUUCAUUCUGUUAGCAUCCCUACUUUCUAAUAGUGCAUCCAUUAAUGAACACAAUUCUGGCAGCUGGAACCUGUUGCUGGCAUAUUAUUUGUAGGAUUUACUUGGGUGACACUACAUUACAUAGACUGUUAGGUCAGAAAUGUUUACUGAAAUUAUGGCUGCACAUAAUAGCUGGCAUUUGGUAUCUAUUUCAGUACCCUCAUGGAUAAGGUUUGUUUCAGUCAUGGAACUGAUUGCUUUCUGUAGCCUUAAAUAUUUGGAGUUAUUCUUUUCAGUAAUUUCACUGAAAAAAAAAAAAAACCAAAAAGCAUGAAAACUAGUAAAAUAAAAAAUCUUCAAGCAAAGAGAAGAGUUUGAAACCUUCACUUUUAUUGUGGAAACAUGUGAAGAAGGUGGGGAAGAAGACACGGGGCAAUGAUGCAUUUUCCUUAGUCAGAGCAAAGUAUUAAGGAGUAUUUAUUUCCCUUCAUCCAGUUAUUGGGUUGUGGUUUUGUGCUUGUUUCAAGAAUGGAAUUCACAGUUCAGAUCUUAAGUGAGGAAAUACUACAGUGCCAGAUGAGUGAUUUGAGCUGGGUUACCUGGCCACAGUUUUUUGUUCUGCUUUACAAAUGCUCUUGUGCUGUUCUUCUUGCACAGCUGAGCUUCUGUCACUAGUGAAUUAAGCAAUAAGAACAUCAAUCUAAAGUGUAUUCUUUAUCCUUUUAUCCUUUUACCCUGAAACUGUGCAAUGGACUGUCUUUCUUUGGACUUCUGGUAGAUAUAUAUUUCUCUCACCAAAGACUAAGCAAUGUGUCAUACAGUUGGAUAAGGUAUUGUGACAGUUCUGAAGGGCCAGGACUUUCAAAUACAGUCUCUGAAUUGUGUCCAUUAUUCUUUUAUGCAAAAAAUUUGUGUCUAAUUUUGCUUUGCUGACAUAAACCCAGACUGCUAACCAGUUUGUUAGGAAACCUUAGCGGUUUCCUGGUCUGUAGCAAUUCAGUUUCCAGCAGAUGAGAUUCAAGACUAUGCCUUUGAUUUCAUAUCCUAAGGGACACUGCUGUAGAACACAGGUAACCAUUUGGUGACCAUUUGGAGUUUCUGAGAAGACACACUCUGAUGUUCUGAAACCAGGACAGUUUCCUUACAGCCAAAGCUUAUUUUACAGGUGUAUAUAUAGCAUUGCUGUAAAUUAAAAAAAAAAAAAAAAAAAAAAAAAAAAAAAAAAAAAAAAUCAUUGUAAAAGUGUCAGUAAAGUCUGUCCACUAGCCACUAAAAUGUGACAGAAACCAACAGCCAGCAAGAGAUGGCAGUUUAAAGGCAUCAUUUAGUGCUGCUGCCUGUGAGAGCACAUUAGCAAAGCACCAGACAUUACUGAGCUACAGUCAGCCAAAAAAAACAGCAUAAGGGCUGCUUCUCAAAAUGCUCUCCCCACCACAUCUGUUUUCUUCCAAGGAUACAGAUUCAGCUACAUGUUCUCCACCCACUAGCCAGUUUCCUGCUGUCUGUUUGAUAGUGGGCUUGUGCCUGUGUGCAAUGAAAGAAAGGUAAAAUGGCAUCUCAUCUAACAGUGUUGCUUUGGAUGCCAACCAGUCACUGCAUGCAGGUGUUGAAGUGACUCACCACAGAAGAAGAUAUAAAGAAGAAAUGAGAGAACACUUCUCUAUUGCUAGUCACUGAAAGCAUCCUUUCAAGGAUUGGUAUCUGUGUUAGCAGUCAUCCUUAAUUGGGCAAGAAACUGUACGUCAUUAUAACCAAUGGCACUGAAUGCUUCAAGGGUACUGCGAAAGAUGAGAAUGAAUGCCUGCCCUCUGCCACUGGAGGAUAUCAUCCAUGAGUAUCACUGAGGCAGUUCUAGUUUGAGGUCCUGGCCAAGAGCCCUGCUCUGUGACCUUCAGUCACGUUCACCUCAGCUAAUGGAUGUGGCAGCUGCUGCUUUGCUUCCUUUCUGCACAGGGUGUUCAGGGGUGGCAAACUUGCAAGGCAGUGGAUGGAAUCGUUGUAUCCGUGUGCCCCUCUUCCUGGUUGGUUGGAUUUUUACACAUAAAGCACAGGGAGAACAAUGGAAUCAAGACAUGGUAAUUUCAUUUAGGAGACACACAUUCCUCUUCAUAAAAUGCAGUGUGAAUCAGAUUAACAAGCCGGUGGUCAAGACACCUUUUGGUGAAUGAACAUCGUAAAUUGGAGUGGUGCUUGAAGAAUUUUGUCUACUGGCUGACUCUUUCAGGAUUCAAACUGGUUCAGAAGACUUUCCAAACUACUUUUAUGUGAAGGAAGAUUUUAGUUCUUCACCCUGUUUGUUCAGGUUUGAUGCAAGGGAUAGGCACAGGAUAGAGGAAGGAAUGCUCCAUCUUGGACAGGUCUUUGUUCUGGUGUUAAUUCCCCUCUUGUAAAAAAAUAUGGAGAUAAGUCAGAUAAAUUAAAUUAAUUUAUAGUAGAACAUGACUGCUCAGAUAGUACAAGCUAAAGCAAAUGUUGCUGCAGAUACUGAGCAUAUUAAAUUUAUCCUAAAUACAGGCAACCCUCUUAACUGCCUUUUUGAAAACACUUGAGGCUUAUUAAACAUAUAUUUUUCUUUCUGCUUUCUAAGGCUUCCAUUUUUUUGCAUACUUCGAUGAUUCUUAACAUAUGCACACUGGUAGAAAGAAAUGCUACUCAUCCUUAUUGGUCUGAUUAAUUCAGUAUUCAUGAGUGCUAGGAAUACGCUCAGUAAGUGGAAGAUGGCAAUUGAAACUUCCUUUACAGCACGCAGAAGAGGCAUGAUAAUGGCUAAGAAGACCAAAUUGCAUGGGUUUGAAAAAUCUGCACUGAGCAGUCAUUAGGCAUUGUUCUUCAGUUGUGUGAUUUCAUUUCAUUAAGUAUUUGCAUACUAAUAGAAAGCUAAAGUUACAUGUCUACUGCUGUGAGUGAUGGUUAGCCACUCCUUCCAGUCCUUUUGUUUACUUCUGUAGUCAUCCACAUUGCUUUUUGCAAAGCACAGGAAGAAGCUUUAAUGAUUUCAGCUGCAAUAAAGCAAAGCAAACUAGAGAUCAAUAAUGAACUUAAUUUGCUAUAGAGACAGUCUGUUUGCUAUUUCAUCCAGCAAGGUUCCUCAGGAUGAGUGGAGUGGCUACACUCCACGAGGAAAAGAUGACGAGAUUCCCUGCCGCCGGAUGCGCAGUGGCAGUUACAUCAAAGCCAUGGGGGACGACGACAGUGGAGACUCGGACACAAGUCCGAAGCCAUCCCCCAAGAUUGCUGCACGGAGAGAGAGUUAUCUCAAGGCCACCCAGCCAUCCCUGACCGAGCUCACCACCCUCAAGAUAUCCAGUGAACACUCGCCAAAGCUUCAGAUCCGGAGCCACAGUUACCUGAGGGCAGUGAGCGAAGUCUCCAUCAACAGGAGCCUGGACAGCCUGGACCCUGCAGGGCUGCUGACAUCCCCCAAGUUCCGCUCCCGCAACGAGAGCUACAUGAGAGCCAUGAGCACCAUCAGCCAGGUGAGCGAGAUGGAGGUGAACGGGCAGUUCGAGUCCGUCUGCGAGUCGGUGUUCAGCGAGCUGGAGUCCCAGGCCGUGGAGGCGCUGGACCUGCCCAUGCCGGGCUGCUUCCGCAUGAGGAGCCACAGCUAUGUGAGAGCCAUCGAGAAGGGCUGCUCCCAGGAUGACGAGUGCAUAUCGCUGCGCUCCUCGUCGCCCCCGCGUACCACCACCACGGUGAGGACCAUCCAGAGCAGCACUGUGUCAUCCUGCAUUACCACCUACAAGAAGACACCGCCUCCAGUCCCACCGAGAACCACCACCAAACCCUUUAUUUCCAUCACGGCCCAGAGCAGCACAGAGUCUGCCCAAGAUGCAUACAUGGAUGGGCACGGACAGAGGGGCGAUAUCAUCAGUCAGUCUGGACUUAGCAACUCCACGGAAAGCCUGGACAGUAUGAAGGCACUGACAGCUGCUAUAGAGGCUGCCAAUGCGCAGAUCCAUGGCCCUGCAAGCCAGCAUGUAGGGAACAAUACUGCCACUGUCACCACCACCACUACCAUUGCCACUGUUGCAGUAGAAGAUAGGAAGAAGGACCACUUCAAGAAAAACAGAUGCUUAUCUAUUGGAAUACAGGUUGAUGGUGCUGAAGAAUCCACCAUACCAUGUGACAAUAAAACAACCAGUAAGUUCCAGUCCAUAGGAGUUCAAGUAGAGGAGGAGAAGUGCUUUCGCAGGUUUACACGAUCUAAUAGUGUAACAACAGCUGUGCAAGCAGACCUGGAUUUCCAUGAGAACUUUGAAAUAAUCGACCCUCAAGAGGACGAUACAUGUUCUGGACAAAUAUCAAGACAGUUUUCCCGAGAUGCAAGCACCUCUACUGUUAGCAUACAAGGGUCAGGAAACCAUUACCAUGCAUGUGCAGUGGAUGAUGACUUUGAGACAGAUUUUGAUCCGUCAAUUUUACCUCCUCCUGACCCGUGGAUUGACUCUAUUACUGAAGAUCCUCUGGAAGCUGUUCAAAGGUCAGUGUGCCCACGAGAUGGCCACUGGUUUCUGAAGCUACUUCAGGCGGAGAGAGAUCGUAUGGAGGGUUGGUGCCAACAGAUGGAGAGAGAAGAACGUGAAAACAACUUACCUGAGGACAUUCUAGGGAAAAUUCGAACUGCAGUGGGCAGUGCCCAGCUUCUCAUGGCUCAGAAAUUUUACCAGUUCAGAGAACUUUGUGAAGAAAACCUGAAUCCUAAUGCACAUCCACGGCCGACCUCCCAGGAUUUAGCAGGGUUUUGGGAUAUGCUGCAGUUGUCCAUAGAAAAUAUUAGUAUGAAAUUUGAUGAACUUCAUCAGUUAAAGGCCAAUAAUUGGAAACAGAUGGAUCCUCAUGACAAGAAGGAGAGAAGGGUCCCUCCUCCAGUGCCAAAGAAGCCAUCGAAAGGUCAGGUGCCACUCAUACGAGAACGCUCUCUGGAAAGCUCGCAGCGUCAGGAGGCCCGGAAACGGCUGAUGGCUGCCAAGCGCGCUGCAUCGGUCCGCCAGAACUCAGCUACCGAGAGCGCCGAAAGCAUUGAGAUAUACAUCCCCGAAGCCCAGACCAGGCUAUGA
Prinia subflava (tawny-flanked prinia) is the source of this 5637-nucleotide messenger RNA. It is a transcript of the gene DLGAP1, whose product is annotated as DLG associated protein 1. Gene Ontology annotation, biological process: signaling. Gene Ontology annotation, cellular component: postsynaptic specialization; glutamatergic synapse. Lineage: Eukaryota; Metazoa; Chordata; Aves; Passeriformes; Cisticolidae. Bases 3613 to 5637 code for a protein of 674 amino acids. The transcript is spliced from 10 exons. Gene Ontology annotation, molecular function: molecular adaptor activity. The record is from RefSeq and is a predicted model, not a curated record.